Sphenostylis stenocarpa is the source of this 1107-nucleotide messenger RNA. The record is from the annotation of a GenBank genome assembly. Lineage: Eukaryota; Viridiplantae; Streptophyta; Magnoliopsida; Fabales; Fabaceae.
AUGGAAGCUGUUAGGAGCGUCGAUCUUGUGGACGAAAACACCAACGUUGUCCAAACCAACGUCAUCAAACAUGUUGAAGCAAUGACGACGAGCCAGAACAGGGUUCAUUGGUUGCUCCUCCAAAUUCCACAGACGCACACCCUCUUUGGUCUCAACUGCUCUUGGCUUAUAUUCUCAUCUACCCGCAUAGUCAUUCUCACCAUUCUUCGCAGAUCACGUAACAUUUGGGAAGAGAAGAAGGAAAGUCUGGUUUUUGGUUCGUGGGGUGGUUUCGAAAUGGCCUCAUUCUCGGUCCCAUGCCCCAAGUGCCCUUCUACUUCUUCUCCCUUGUUGGGGUUGAAAGCCCAACAGGUUCCAUUUCAAAGUGGGUCCAGCUUCAAGCCUUUUCUGUCAGUCAGAAAUUUGUCUGCUGAAUCUGCAUCAUCUAGGAUUCAGUGUUCUAACAGGAAGCAAUUUUCUGUUCUGAAGGUUUCUAAAGUUGAAAAUGCUAAUUCUAAUUCUGCCCCUGUAAUGGUCAAUGGACCUAAUGUUGCUUCAUCAAAAGAAAAAGAAGUGGUCAAUGGAAAACGCUCUGGCACUGUUGCAGAUGAAGCUGCAGUUACUGCAUUCAUGUCUCAAGUUUCAGACCUUGUAAAACUCGUUGAUUCAAGAGAUAUUGUAGAACUUCAACUUAAGCAAUCAGACUGUGAGCUCAUGAUAAGAAAAAAAGAAGCACUGCAGCCUCCACCAGUUAUAGCCUCAGCAUCACCGCCUCCAAUGCAGUAUGCCACAUUUCCGCCGCCACCAGCCCCAGAAGCUGCUCCUACUAGCUCAUCACCUCCAAAACCAGUACCUGCCUUGCCUUCCCCUGGAAAAGCAAGCUCAUCUUCUCAUCCACCUCUGAAAAGUCCGAUGGCAGGAACUUUCUACAGGAGUCCAGCACCUGGUGAACCUGCAUUUGUCAAGGUGGGUGAUAAAGUGAAGAAAGGACAGGUUCUUUGCAUUAUUGAGGCUAUGAAACUGAUGAAUGAAAUUGAGGCUGAUCAGUCAGGAACAAUAACUGAGAUAUUGGCCGAGGAUGGGAAACCAGUCAGUUUAGACACGCCUCUUUAUGUAAUCGUUCCUUGA